Molecule: messenger RNA, 1293 nt
Organism: Rhinichthys klamathensis goyatoka
Lineage: Eukaryota; Metazoa; Chordata; Actinopteri; Cypriniformes; Leuciscidae
Gene: dexi
Product: Dexi homolog (mouse)
Exons: 2
Coding region: 387-656 (89 amino acids)
Source: RefSeq, a predicted model, not a curated record
AGUUCCGUGCGAACGCAAGGGUUUUGGUGAAGUCAUGAGAAAGCGCCGUUUGUUUUGUUUUUCACGCGUUAUUAAGCUUCUACGAUUCUCUGGACGACUUUUAUUUCUGAAUUGUAUGCAUCGCUAGCCUUUUAAGAGGGAUUCGGGAUAUUUUUGUCCUAAUGUCAAAGAGCAGCGAGCGGCCUUGGAAUAUUCAAACAUGCUGUUCUUCACUAACUUAUUUGCUGUAGUGGAAUGCAAGGGGAAUACUGCUGAAAAGGGAGUUGCAUCACUGCGUUUUUGAUUGAAAUGGAUAGAUCCGCACUGACUUGUCUCAUAUAAACUGUUUAAAUGCUUUCAAUUCAUUCAGUCUGUUCAAUGAGACUGAAUCAUAUGUUUUUGAGUCUAUGACACACUCAAUUUACUCUCGGUUAGAUUCAGUGGAAUCGCUAAUCAACGAGCUUCCAUAUAUGUUUUAUCUCGGCCUAUUUUUUGUCAAUGUCUUAAUUCUUUACUAUGCCUUUUUAAUGGAAUACAUAGUCCUUAAUGUAGGGAUAGUAUUUUUGCCAGAGGAUAUGGACCAGGCACUGGUGGAUUUGGGUGUUCUCUCUGACCCAGCCUCUAUUCCCUAUGACACAGACACUGAGCUGGAUGUUUUUGAGGGAUAUCUGGAAUAAACUACUAUGACUGGCUAUCCCAGUCGAAGCUUUUGUGGGGAAGAUGUCAUCUGGCCGAUUCAUUUGGUGGCUGGAGAACCAUUGUCAAAGGGAACUGCAUAUCAUCUCUGCAGACGUAAAAAGAUGUUGCAGUGUGCAAAUUAUAAAAAAAAUGACUUUCAUGAAUGAGCUGUCCAUGUUCAGGGGACUGACCUGCAAGCAAGCCACCGUGCCACAUGGAAUAUUUACCUGGAACAGAUAAGCCGAACGCACUAUGUGGUUUGCCAUGAAGCCGCCAGUCAGUAUCUCUUCAGAGAUUAAAUUCGGGCACUAACCACUACUGUGGAUAUAAAUGUCACAUCAGCCUAUUUAUUUUUAGUUUGGCAUUUAGCACUCAAGCAGGAUUCUGUGUCAGCCCUGCAAGGGCUUGUUAUUACCUAUAGACAACUCGCUUAUUUAUACAUGGUCUGCCUCAGCAUGGUUUCAUUCCCUUUAAUACUAUUCAAAUGAGCAAUACAUCAUGAGACAAACAGGGUGUUCUUGAGUUUUUUUUCUAAAAGACUCUCUUUGAAACCGCAUAUUUGUGACAGCCUGAAAAAAUGAUAUAUUUGAGUUUCAGUUACCCACUCUAUAUAUAUUUAAUAAAUGAUUAAUUGCA